Molecule: messenger RNA, 4249 nt
Organism: Lutzomyia longipalpis
Lineage: Eukaryota; Metazoa; Arthropoda; Insecta; Diptera; Psychodidae
Gene: Ranbp21
Product: exportin-5
Exons: 6
Coding region: 316-3984 (1222 amino acids)
Biological process (GO): RNA export from nucleus; protein export from nucleus
Cellular component (GO): nucleus; RNA nuclear export complex; cytoplasm
Molecular function (GO): small GTPase binding; RNA binding; nuclear export signal receptor activity
Source: RefSeq, a predicted model, not a curated record
CCGAAGUUGCAGCCAUUGAUGAACAUAACCUCAAAAAAAUCUCGCGAUAAACAAUAGAGGCGUUUGCGUGUUGGAACCUUUUUUCACGGCAAUUUUCCGGAGUUUAUUGCGCAAAAUUCAAGUGAAUUUCUCAAGUAGUACCCCCACGCAGUGCCCCCGUGGGCUUUGCGAUUGUACAUCGGCACCCAGAUUGGGUAUUUGUGGGUGAAAAGGUGCUUGAAAAAAUUUUCUCAUUGUCGGCGCAUGGUCACAUUCCCGGGGGCGCUUCCUUUUUGGGCUGUUUGAGAACUCACACAAGGUACGUGGUAGUUGGGGAUGGAUGUGAGUGGGGGUGAUGUGGCACGUCUGGCCAGGGAUCUGGUUAGAGCGGUUGAGGUGACAAUGGAUACGCAUGCGAAUCAAAAUGACCGGAUGGAGGCCUACAUGGCGUGCGAGAGAUUCAAGGAAACCUCCCCAUUGUGCGCUCAGGCGGGACUCUUCCUCGCCAGUGGGCAAUUCCCACUCACAGUACGCCACUUUGGGCUACAGCUCAUGGAGCACACGGUUAAAUUCAAAUGGUACAGCAUUUCGCAGCAGGAGAAGAUUUUCGUGAAGGAGAAUGCCAUGAAGUUGCUCUGCACGGGCGUGGGACCCGCUGAGGAUGCCACCCUGAUGCACAUUAAGGAUGCCCUGAGCCGUAUUGUGGUGGAGAUGAUAAAACGUGAAUGGCCACAGCAGUGGACGACGCUCCUGGGUGAGCUGUCGGAUGCCUGUGCGAAGGGUGAGGCACAAACGGAGCUGGUACUCCUCAUUUUCCUACGCUUGGUCGAAGAUGUGGCCACACUGCAGACAAUGGAGUCAAGUCAACGGCGGAAGGACAUCUAUUCUGCCUUAACGGCAAAUAUGACGGAGAUUUUUGACUUUUUCAUGCGUCUCAUUGAGCUGCACGUGAAUAACUUCCGGACAGCCCAGAUCAGUGGGAGUCCGCAGGCACUGAGUCAUGCACGUGUUGUUCAGGUGGUCCUGCCCACCAUUACAAGCUUCGUCGAAUGGGUAUCAACGGUGCACAUUGUUGCCAAUGAGGGGCGUCUCCUGCAGAUUCUCUGUAUCCUCCUCAAUGAUGCUUCCUUCCAAAUUGGCGCUGCUGAAUGCCUCGCGCAGAUUCUCAUACGCAAAACCGUAGCCAAGGAGAAGAUUCCCAUUGGGUUGCUCUUCCGCUCUGACCUCAUCUCCUACAUUUACACCUCCGUGGCGGCGGCUGAAACGUCGCAUCUUCCGGAAAUGUAUGCCUACCUCAAGAAGGUCACUGCGGUGCUCUCGGGCCUUGCGGGGCACCUCACGAGUGGCAAAACAAAGGAAGAUGGCAUCCCGUGCACGUCUCCCAGCUUCGUGACAUUCCUCGAAACGGUGAUGAUGCUCACGCGGCAUCCGAGUCUCACAGUGGCCCACGGGGGCGCUCUCAUCUGGAUCACUCUCCUGCGCUUUGAUCACAUUGCCAAGGAUCCGGCUUUUGUGGAGUACGUGCCCAAGAUUAUUGAGAUUUCCGGGCCAAAGAUCAUUAAGGUGAUCUACCCAACAAAACGUCCCGUUGAGAUAACAAUGGACCCCCGGGUUUUCGCGAGUAUUGACUACGACAGCGAAGAGGAAUUCUCAUUUUUCUUCCAUCGCUGUCGUACGGAUUUCAUUGACAUCUUCCGGUUAGCCACAAUGACGGCACCACUUGUAACGUUCAGCUUUUGCGAGCAAUGGAUGACGGUGCGACUGCAGAAGGCACUUGCUGGGGAGGUGACCAAUAUGACUGUCCUCGAUCCAGCCUACAUGGAAUGGGAGGCUCUCAGCUAUGUUCUCGAUGCUGUUAUUGGGCGUAUUCUCCUCGUUACGGAGCGCCCGUCCGUGCAGUCGGGUCUGAGGUUGCUGGAGGAGUGUCUGAAGAUUGAUACACCCGAUCCACUUGUCCUCUCGAUUAUCCUUUCGUGCAUUUCGGCGCUUUUUAUGUUCCUCAGUAUGUCCUCUUGCCAAAUAACAGCUGGGAAUUGUGUCGCCAUGUCCGGAGUGUCGCUGUUGCCGCGUGUUCUGCAAAAGAUCUUUGCUUGUUUGGUGUUUACGGAUCAGAGUGCCGUUCCGAGUGUUACAUCCGCGAAAGCCGUGAAGAAUCUUCGACGACAUGCAGCAGCAUUGAUGGUUAAGUUGGGGAUUAAGUAUCCGCUCUUGCUGCUGCCGGUUUUUGAUCAGAUCAAUGGAACGGUUCAGGGAUUAAUUGGAACACCGAAUCAGUUAAGUCGUGGUGAGAAGACAACAAUGCAGGAGGCGCUAUUGCAGAUCUCCAAUCAUUUCUGCGACUACGAACGUCAAACGACCUUUGUGGCGGAAGUUGUGGCCGAAGGGAGGCAACAGUGGAUGAAUAUUGUUCCUGCGCUCAAAUCUCCGGUGGAUUUUAUCCAUUUUGUCGGCUUGGACCUUGAGCCAAGGCCAAUUGGGGAGACUCCGGUGCAUCAGACUGUGCUGAAUCGGACAAAUCUCACGUACGCCAUUAAUAUUGUUGCGGGUGUGAUAAAACGCUGCUCGUGGCCAGAUGAUCCAGAUAGGGCGUCACGUGGGGGCUUUGUUGUGGGUUUGACGGAAUCGGGGAAUCCAAUUUGUCGGAAUCCCGCAACGCCGCAUGUGAUUCCCCUCCUGCCGCAUAUCCUUUCGCUGCAGCGUGUUGUCAAUGAGCUCUUUACGAGCGUGACGCAUAUGCAUGAUGCCUACCGUGGGGUUCAUGCAAUGCUGGAGACGGAGAAGCGUUUGCUGCUGGGUAUACCGGGUGCAUUGAUGGAUCCCCUUGAUCCGGAUACGGAGAAGAAGGGGCAGCAAAUGAAUGAGGUGGACAGGAUGCAGCAAUUCCUGAAUUUUGUCUUUGAAACAAACAUUCAUCUCAUUGGGAUAGCUGGACCAUCCCUCGGGAGGGAUUUAUAUCAGAUUCCGGGGAUUGCUGAUGCCAUUGUUGGGAGUAUGUUUGCAAAUGUGGAAAAUGUGCCAGACUACAGACUACGUACCCUCAAUCGGGUGUUUAUGAAGCCAUUUGUAUACUCAUGCCCACCAGCUUUCUACGAUACCGUCCUCCUGCCCGUUUUCUCCUACUUGGCGCCAUUCAUGCUCAAUCGUCUCACAUUGCGAUGGCAAUAUAUUUCAUCUCUGUACGAAAGGGGCGAACUAGGGGAGGAUGUGAGUGACACGCAGGAAGUGAUGGAGGAUAUGGUUUAUCGGGCAAUGGCCAGGGAAUACCUUGAACUACUGAAGGUAGCCCUUGUUGGGGGGCAGCUGACAACGGAUCAUGGGAAUCACGAUGAGACAAUGGAUCAGGAUGAUCUAUCAAUGGAUGGGCCACCGCAGCAACUAACCCGGGCUGCUCAAUCAGCCAUGGCAUCGGAAAUAAUAAGUGAUCUCGGGGGGAAAUUACUUCACUUCCCCGCCACAUGUAGCUCAAUUGUUCUCACAGUUCUCAACAUUCUUACGUGGAAUGAUAGUGGAUCAAGCUUCAAGGCAACCCUCCUGACUGGACCUAUAAUACGCUAUUUAGCAGCAGAAGGGCUCAUCACCGAAUCACUGGCAUCCACGACGAUGAUGUCAGUGCUUCAGUGCUUACAAGUUCACGGGCAACACGAAACGAAUCAGAAUUCCUGCAUCACUUUAGGUGUUCAGAUUUACGAACUUCUUCGCCCGAAAUUCCCAAUUGUUGUCAAUGUUAUGCAACAAAUACCCAACAUAACAGCAGCUGAUGUUCAGAAGUUAGAUGAGAAGAUUGCAACGGGCAGCACGAAGGGAAAUAAAAUUGAGAAAGGGAAACGUGAUCUCUUCAAGAAAAUAACAAGUCAGGUUAUUGGUAAAAAUGCAGGUCAAUUGUUCAAGAAGGAGAUUAAGAUUGUUGAACUGCCGCCACUUCAGAUAAAUCGUAGGAAUCACCAGAAUGCACUCGAAAAUGCAAUAGGUACGGGAAUUCCGGAACUAUUUAAUACGAAGAGCUAGAACGAGGCAAUAUAAAAGACAAAAAAAAAACAAAAUGGCGAUUAUUGCGUGUGGUAAGUUUACUUUAAGAUAACUGGGAAUCAGUCCUGGAUUGGAGAGAAAAUAGAAAAAUUAAGGUUGACAAUAUACUAUUCCUCUGAAAAACAGCAGAAAAAAAAUCAUAAAUUAAUAGCAUUUAUAGGAAGGCAAGUAAAAAAAAUUAAUUAAUUUAUUCAAUUUUUAUAAAAUACCAGAAUAUUGUGAGAAAAAAAAAAGAUUGAAAAGA